Messenger RNA from Monopterus albus (swamp eel), 1103 nucleotides. RefSeq names its product TAF12 RNA polymerase II, TATA box binding protein (TBP)-associated factor (gene taf12). The transcript is spliced from 6 exons. Gene Ontology annotation, cellular component: transcription factor TFIID complex; SAGA complex. Bases 305 to 703 code for a protein of 132 amino acids. The record is from RefSeq and is a predicted model, not a curated record. Gene Ontology annotation, biological process: RNA polymerase II preinitiation complex assembly; DNA-templated transcription initiation. NCBI's taxonomy places the organism in Eukaryota, Metazoa, Chordata, Actinopteri, Synbranchiformes, Synbranchidae. Gene Ontology annotation, molecular function: DNA binding; TBP-class protein binding; protein heterodimerization activity.
GCAGGAAAUAGUUAUAAACAAAGCGGAAGUAAGGGGGGGAAAUUUCUCUGUCGAGGUUUCCAUCUGAGCAGAAGCAGUUAGAAGCGGUGUUUCUGUAUCAAUCGCGUACACUGUUGUCGAAACAUGGAUAGAUAGUGUUUGUUUAACUGGAUUUACAGACGUGGCCCCUGUGAAAAGAUAAUCCAUCACACCUGUGUCCUUCUUGGUCUCUCACCCCGCACACUGACAGAUACACCACAGACAGGACACAGUAAUUCUACCUUCUGUGAACCCUAGUCUCCCCGCCUUUCUUGUGGCCAUCAGGAUGGCUAACAGCACCGCACAAACUUUUAAGGUUUUGGGGGGCCCUGGCCCUGCUGGCAGAAGUAGUCCAGAAGGAUCUCAGGUGCUCAGCAAGAAGAAACUGCAGGACUUGGUGAGAGAGAUUGACCCAAAUGAGCAGCUGGAUGAGGAUGUCGAAGAGAUGCUGCUACAAAUUGCAGAUGACUUUAUAGAGAGUGUAGUGACAGCGGCCUGUCAGCUGGCACGCCAUCGCAAGUCCAACACCUUGGAGGUGAAGGAUGUUCAGUUACAUCUUGAGCGCCAGUGGAACAUGUGGAUUCCUGGUUAUGGCUCAGAUGAGAUCCGGCCAUUCAAGAAGGCCUGCACCACAGAGGCUCACAAACAGAGAAUGGCAUUGAUCCGCAAGACAACAAAAAAAUAACUAAUGUGUUGUACCCACUCUGUGUACUUCCUUGCUUUUCUUUUUGGUUUCAUUUUACUUUUCAUCUGGGAUUUUUUUUUUUCGGGGGUGCUUUGCCAGCAACAUCACACAGCAAAUUGUCUCUUAUUCUGUUUUGUUGCAUUUAAGCUUAACCUGGCAAAACUCUAUUCAUUGCAUUUCUGUCAAUAAACAUUGUGGAAUACAUCUUUUUGGAUUGUGACCACUGCUGUAUCCAGUAUGUGUUUUGAUAUUCUAGAACAUUUAGGAUGUGAGCAUUUUGUAAAUCUGUCUGGUUGAAAAUUCUAGUGUUAUCUUAACUGUCAUGUCUGUAAGAGAUUAUAGCUCCUGUUCAUGCACCCAACUUGUAUUUUUUAAAAGUAAAUAGAGGGUUUAUAACACU